This is a messenger RNA of Micromonas commoda, 450 nucleotides long. RefSeq lists its product with no specific name. The transcript has a single exon. The coding region runs from base 1 to 450 and encodes 149 amino acids. Lineage: Eukaryota; Viridiplantae; Chlorophyta; Mamiellophyceae; Mamiellales; Mamiellaceae. The record is from RefSeq and is a predicted model, not a curated record.
AUGGUUCGGGUGGUUCGGCGCGUCCUCGCGGCGGUGUUCGCGCUGGUACUGACUCUCGCGUCCACCGCCGAGGCCAAGAAAGAGGUUCCCCAGGUGUUGUGCGAGUCGUGCAGAGCGACGCUGACGGAGUUGCGUACCAUGGUGGACAAGACCGCCAAGAAGCAGGGCAGGGAGAACGCGGUGACGGACGCGAUGGAGGCGAUAUGCGAGGACAUGUACAACUUUCGCACGUACGCGUAUCCUCCGCCUCAGAUGCAAAAGGGGUGCCGGACCAUCAUGGACAGGCACGAGGAGGAGAUCGAGACGGCGUUGUGGAGGGGCGACGAGAACCUGGUGGAGUUCAUCUGCGGGCGGCCAAAGGGCGCGUGCCACGGGGUGGACAUGUCGGAAGAGGCCGUGAACAGCAAGCCGAUGGAGAUCGUCAAGGACUUCGAAGACGACGAGUUGUGA